This is a messenger RNA of Microcebus murinus (gray mouse lemur), 2803 nucleotides long. The record is from RefSeq and is a predicted model, not a curated record. Lineage: Eukaryota; Metazoa; Chordata; Mammalia; Primates; Cheirogaleidae.
CGCAGACGGCUUCUAGGACCUGGGCGGCGGUGGGCACCUGGUUCUCCGACCUCAGGUGGCGGGACACCCGUCAUCCCCCUUCCCCAACCCAGGCUCUGCUCAGAGUCCUACACUUGGGCAGCGAGCGGCCGCCCGUCUCUCCCAGGAUCUCCCCUGGGAGCCUGGGUUCCGAGUGCACAACUUUGCAGGAGCCCAGACAGCGGGCGGCAGCAUUUCCAGCCCGCACGUGAGGCUCCCAGGUUUCCCUUCCCGGUUCCGGGAGGCAAAGGCUCAGGGAAUAACGUCAGGCGAAGAGCUGCAGGCACUAGAUUUCCUUCGGGCAGAUAACUCAAUUUCAGAUCUCCAAACCCAUGCUAGCUCCGCCUUGUUAAACGCAAGCUUCCAGCCCCUGCGGAUGUCACCUCUCACUGGAGAGGCUAGAGGAAGACCCCUGGUGUUGGCUUCCCCUUCUGGAGGUAGCUGGGGACACCUACCCGAUAGGCGCACCCGCCGGUAGGGUCUGGGCUGUGUUAGCUGUGAUCCCAGUUUGGGAGGCAGAGCCCGCCCUCCGGCUUCUCUUGGGACUGACUCGUAAACAGCCACAGCGUCCAAGUUGCAAAGGGAGGGGCCCGCUCUGCAGUGGAGGUUCUGACAGCGUCCAGUUUUUCUGGCAGCUUUGCCAGGCAGGGGGCCGGGCCCUGGAAAGUCGCCCGGCUCUCCUAGGGGUGUGUGUGUCAGGGACAGUCCUUGGGCUGCCACGACUGGCUGUGACUCUAGCAGUCGGGGAAACCGUGGAUCUUCCUCUUAGGCUUGACGGGAGAAACAGUGAUUGGAGCAGCUUCUUUUUGCUGAAGAAUUAUUGAGGUCUUCCCCUGCUUUCUCUCGGAAUUCUCAGAGCAGCCUCAGGGGCUCAGCCUAGGGAGACCGAGCGGCUUCUAACCCCUAACGCUGGAUAUGGGACCCAGGUGGGGGCUUCACCGGCCCCUCCAACCCCCCCAGAAGAGGAAGACCUCCGUCGUCGCCUCAAGUACUUUUUCAUGAGUCCCUGUGACAAGUUUCGGGCCAAGGGCCGCAAACCCUGCAAACUGAUGCUGCAGGUGGUGAAGAUCCUGGUGGUCACUGUGCAGCUUAUCCUGUUCGGGCUCAGCAAUCAGCUAGCAGUGACAUUCCGAGAGGAAAACACCAUCGCCUUCCGACACCUCUUCCUGCUGGGCUACUCAGACGGGGCAGAUGACACCUUCGCCGCCUACACGCAGGAGCAGCUCUACCAAGCCAUCUUCCACGCCGUGGACCAGUACCUGAUGCUGCCGGACGUGUCGCUGGGCCGGUACGCCUACGUCCGGGGCGGGGGUGGCCCUUGGGCCAAUGGCUCAGCGCUGGCUCUGUGCCAGCGGUACUACCUCCAUGGCCACGUGGACCCAGCCAAUGACACCUUUGACAUUGACCCAAUGGUGGUCACUGAGUGCAUCCUGGUGGACCCCCCCGAGCGACUCCCCCCACCCCCCAGUGAUGAUCUCGCCCUCUUGGAUGGCAGCUCCAGUUACAAGAACCUCACGCUCAAAUUCCACAAGCUGAUCAACGUCACCAUCAGCUUCCAGCUGAAGACCAUCAACCUGCAAAGCCUCAUCAACAACGAGAUCCCAGACUGCUACACCUUCAGCGUCCUGAUCACGUUUGACAAUAAAGCGCACAGUGGGCGUGUCCCCAUCAGCCUGGAGACCCAGGCCCACAUCCAGGAGUGUAAGCACCCCAGUGUCUCCAGGCACGGAGACAACAGCUUCCGGCUCCUGUUUGACGUGGUCGUCAUCCUCACCUGCUCGCUGUCCUUCCUGCUGUGCGCGCGCUCGCUGCUGCGCGGCUUCCUGCUGCAGAACGAGUUCGUGGGGUUCAUGUGGCAGCACCGGGGGCGGGUGAUCAGCCUGUGGGAGCGGCUGGAAUUCGUCAACGGCUGGUACAUCCUGCUGGUCACCAGCGAUGUGCUCACCAUCUCGGGCACCAUCAUGAAGAUUGGCAUCGAGGCCAAGAACCUGGCGAGCUACGACGUGUGCAGCAUCCUCCUGGGCACCUCGACGCUGCUCGUGUGGGUCGGCGUCAUCCGCUACCUGACCUUCUUCCACAAGUACAACAUUCUCAUUGCCACACUGCGGGUGGCCCUGCCCAGCGUCAUGCGCUUCUGCUGCUGUGUGGCCGUCAUCUACCUGGGCUACUGCUUCUGUGGCUGGAUCGUGUUGGGGCCCUAUCACGUGAAGUUCCGCUCGCUGUCCAUGGUGUCGGAGUGCCUGUUCUCGCUCAUCAACGGGGACGACAUGUUCGUGACAUUCGCGGCGAUGCAGGCCCAGCAGGGCCGCAGCAGCCUGGUCUGGCUCUUCUCCCAGCUCUACCUCUACUCCUUCAUCAGCCUCUUCAUCUACAUGGUGCUCAGCCUGUUCAUCGCGCUCAUCACCGGCGCCUACGACACCAUCAAGCACCCGGACGGCUCAGGCGCCGAGAAGAGCGAGCUCCAGGCCUACAUCGCACAGUGCCAGGACAGCCCCACCUCGGGCAAGUUCCGCAGGGGGAGCGGCUCGGCCUGCAGCCUCCUCUGCUGCUGUGGCAGGGACACCUUGGAAGAGCAUUCGCUGCUGGUGAACUGACUCCACCACGACUGCCACUGGACAUUAACCCCCAGACUGCUGGGACCCCUGCUUAUUUAUUUUUAGGGUUUGCAUUACAGGAUUGGCUCCCUGCCAUGCCCUGGGGAGGGCCUAGGCCAGUCGGGUCGGACCCUUGGGGACCGGGUAGGGGGACAGGGAUGGGGUGGGUGUUAAAUAAAAGGGAAAAUACA